Molecule: messenger RNA, 3967 nt
Organism: Camellia sinensis
Lineage: Eukaryota; Viridiplantae; Streptophyta; Magnoliopsida; Ericales; Theaceae
Biological process (GO): protein phosphorylation
Molecular function (GO): ATP binding; receptor serine/threonine kinase binding; protein kinase activity
Source: RefSeq, a predicted model, not a curated record
UGCUGUUGGGUUUGAGCUUCAUUGCAACAAAAGAAAUGACCAUGAAAAAACCAGUUUUACUACUUCUUGUAGUUCUCUUGAUUGGCCUUUCAUGUGGGUAUGUCUUGUGCAAUGACUCGGACUCGGACUCACACUCAUCAUCAUCAUCAACUCUGAGAAUACUUUUGGAGGUUAAAGAGUCGUUUGUUGAAGACCCACAAAAUGCACUCAAAGACUGGUCUGAAGCCAACCCAAGUUUCUGUUCAUGGAGAGGUGUUUCCUGCGCAACAAACGCAAACUCAAACUCGGUUGAUGGCUUAGUCCGAUUGGUGGGUCUAAACCUGUCCGACUCAUCACUCGGCGGGUCAAUCUCACCGGCACUCGGCCGUCUAAAUAACCUGCUCCACCUUGAUCUUUCUUCUAAUCAGCUUUCGGGUCCCAUUCCACCUACUCUCUCUAACAUUACCUCAUUGCUAUCUUUGCUUCUCUUUUCUAACCUACUCUCAGGUCCCAUCCCGACUCAACUCGGCUCGCUUUCAACCCUACAAGUCCUCCGAAUCGGGGACAAUGGCCUCACCGGUGCAAUCCCAGCCUCGUUUGGUGGACUUGUCAAUUUGGUCGCUCUUGGUUUAGCCUCUUGCAAUCUCACCGGUCCAAUACCGCCCGAACUCGGCCGACUCAGGAAGCUAGAGAAAUUGAUUCUGCAGCAGAAUCAACUGGAAGGACCGAUUCCAGCCGAGCUCGGGGACUGUUCAGGGCUUGUUGCGUUCACUGUUGCAGUCAAUAGUCUCAAUGGAUCAAUCCCGGCCGAGUUGGGUCGACUCAAGAAUCUCCAACUUCUCAACCUCGCCAACAAUUCUCUCUCCGGGGAAAUUCCAAGCCAGCUAGGUGAACUGCGUCAACUCGUUUAUCUGAAUCUUCUCGGGAAUCAGCUGGAAAGUACAAUUCCCAAGUCAUUGGGAAAGUUGGGUAAUCUUCAGAAUCUUGAUUUGUCGGCAAACAAGCUCUCCGGUGAAAUCCCAGCAGAGUUAGGCAACAUGGGUGGGCUUGUUUUCAUGGUUUUGUCAAGCAACAAUCUGUCUGGUUUCAUACCAAGAAAGAUAUGCUCAAACACAACCAAUUUACAGCAUUUGAUCCUCUCGGAAAAUCAACUUUCCGGGAAAAUUCCAGUGGAAUUGAGGGAGUGUCAGUCACUGUUGCAGCUUGAUUUGUCUAAUAACACUCUCAAUGGGUCAAUACCAGUGGAGAUUUAUGAGCUAGUUGGUUUAACUGAUCUUCUUCUCAACAAUAACACCCUCUUUGGUUCAAUCUCUCCAUUCAUAGCAAAUCUCAGCAAUCUUCAAACACUGGCAUUGUAUCACAACAACUUGAAUGGAAAUCUGCCAAACGAGAUUGGAAUGCUUGGGAAGCUCGAGACUCUGUACGUCUAUGAAAACCAAUUCUCAGGGGAAAUCCCAGUAGAAAUCGGAAACUGCUCUAGCUUGCAAAUGAUUGAUUUCUACGGAAAUCAAUUCACAGGAGAAAUUCCAAUCACCAUGGGAAGGCUGAGGAAAUUGAAUUUUCUUCAUCUGAGACAAAACGAUCUCUCGGGCGAAAUUCCCGCCAAAUUGGGUUACUGCCAACAACUAACUGUACUGGACUUGGCAGAUAACCGUCUUUGGGGUACAAUUCCCGCCACAUUCGGGUACCUCCGUGCUCUAGAACAGCUCAUGCUUUACAACAAUUCUCUGGAAGGUAAUCUCCCCAUUGAACUCGCCAAUGUCACGAACCUGACGAGGAUAAAUAUUUCAAACAACAGAUUCAAUGGUAGUCUGGCUCCGUUGUGUAGCUCUCGAUCUUUUCUCUCUUUCGAUGUCACCAACAAUGGAUUCGAUCAUGAAAUUCCACCCCGGUUGGGUUAUUCGAAUUCUCUCGAAAGGCUAAGAUUGGGAAACAAUAAUUUCACUGGGAAAGUUCCAUGGACAUUUGGAGAAAUCCGAGAACUGUCUCUGUUAGAUCUCUCUGGCAAUUCACUCACCGGAUCAAUACCCGUUUCGCUUUCAUUGUGCAAGAAACUGACCCACAUUGAUCUCAACAAGAAUUUCCUCUCGGGUCCAAUUCCGUUGUGGCUGGGAAGUUUGCAUCGAUUGGGUGAGCUCAAGCUUUCUUCCAAUCAAUUUUCCGGGCCACUUUCCCCUGAAUUGUUCAAUUGUACCAAUCUUCUAGUGCUUUCUCUUGAUCAAAAUUCACUUACCGGUACUCUCCCUCUUGAAAUUGGUAAACUCGCGUCUCUCAACGUCCUCAACCUCGACCAAAACCAAUUCUCUGGACCCAUUCCUCCCACCAUAGGCGAGUUAAGCAAGCUUUACUAUCUUCAACUUUCUCGGAACAGUUUUAGUGGCGAAAUCCCCAUUGAGCUUGGACAGCUCCAAAAUCUUCAAAGCAUUCUAGACCUCAGUUACAACAAUCUCACAGGUCAAAUCCCACUUUCUAUCGGAACAUUGUCCAAACUCGAAGCGCUUGAUCUAUCCCACAAUAAACUUGUUGGGGAAGUCCCUCGACAAGUCGGUGAUAUGAGUAGCUUGGGAAAGCUCAACCUCUCGUACAAUGAUCUUCAAGGCAAACUUGAUACAAAAUUCUCUCACUGGCCAGCCGAAGCGUUUGCAGGAAACUUGCAGCUCUGCGGAGCCCCUCUUAAUCGCUGCAAUAACGCAAAGUACAGCGGUUAUCAGUCCAGCACGAGUGAAUCACUGGUGGUAGUUAUUUCAGUUAUUUCAACCCUAAUUUCAAUUGUUCUGCUCAUAAUGGGAGUCACUCUCUUCUUCCAGCGCAAGCGGGAAUUCUUGACAAAAGGUGAUGAAGUCAACCGUGCUCACUCAUCCAGCUCCUCCCAAGCGCAGAAAAAGCCGCUCUUUGGCUCUGUCAAGGGAGAUUUCAAAUGGGAGGACAUUAUGAAAGCCACAAACAAUCUAAGCGACAAGUUCAUAAUUGGGUCAGGAGGGUCUGGAACUAUAUACAAAGCAGAGUUUCCCACUGGAGAAACCGUGGCGGUUAAAAAGAUUCUGAGAAAAGACGAUUUCCUGCUAGAUAAAAGUUUUUCGAGAGAAGUGAAGACGCUGGGGAUGGUGAAGCACCGGCAUCUGAUGAAGAUAUUGGGAUACUGUUGCAAGAGAGGGGCCGGAUCAAAUCUGUUGAUAUACGAGUACAUGGCUAAUGGGAGCGUGUGGGAUUGGCUGCACCAGAAACCAGUGAACCGAGCGAAGAGUAAGAUGAUUGAUUGGGAAGGAAGAGUGAGGAUUGCGGUGGGGCUAGCGCAGGGUGUGGAGUACCUACACCAUGAUUGUGUGCCGAAAAUCGUUCACAGGGACAUUAAGUCGAGCAAUGUGUUGCUGGAUUCUGAUAUGGAGGCACGUUUGGGGGAUUUUGGGUUGGCAAAAGCAGUUGUUGAGGAUUAUGACUCGGUGAACACUGAAUCAAACUCUUGGUUUGCUGGGUCUUACGGUUACAUUGCUCCAGAGUACGCCUAUUCUCUAAAGGCAACAGAGAAGAGUGAUGUUUACAGCAUGGGAAUCGUGUUAAUGGAGCUGGUGAGUGGAAGAAUGCCGACUGAUGGGAGCUUUGGCGUCGACAUGGACAUUGUGAGAUGGGUUGAGUCACACCUUGAAAUGCUAGGACCUGCUCGAGAACAGCUAAUAGAUCCUGUGUUGAAACCAAUGUUACCCAAUGAAGAAACUGCUGCAUUUCAAGUUCUUGAAAUAGCAUUGAAAUGCACGAAAACUGCCCCGGCAGAGAGGCCAUCUUCUCGGGAAGCGUGUGAGCUCCUCCUACGGGUGUCCAACGACAGGAUGUUCUAUUCGGAGAAGAUGAUGAGUCCAGAUUCAUAUGCAUAGUUUAUGAAAUCAGAUCUAUGUUGGAAAUUCAAAAUGAAGCAGUAUUAUGUGAAUAGAGAGAAGUACAUUCAGCACAAACAUGCUAUGCUAUGUGUUUCCUAUAUUUAUGGCUUAUAAUU